AUGACGUACGCUACGAGUAUCCCGACGAUGGCACCUGUGUUGACUCCUCCGGAGCUCUCGGCUGGCGUGACCACCACAAUCUCGUUCCAGCCAGCGUCAUCACUUGUAAAACUGCUAGACGGUUUACCAACGCUGUCUCGGUCGCUAGAAGCGAAGCUCCUGCUGCUACUAGAAGUAGAACGCGUACUGACUGACACGCUCGUACUCGCGUCACUCGCGUAA
Messenger RNA from Phytophthora infestans T30-4, 222 nucleotides. RefSeq lists its product as uncharacterized. Bases 1 to 222 code for a protein of 73 amino acids. The transcript has a single exon. The record is from RefSeq and is a predicted model, not a curated record. Lineage: Eukaryota; Oomycota; Peronosporomycetes; Peronosporales; Peronosporaceae.